Molecule: messenger RNA, 1686 nt
Organism: Rubroshorea leprosula
Lineage: Eukaryota; Viridiplantae; Streptophyta; Magnoliopsida; Malvales; Dipterocarpaceae
Source: the annotation of a GenBank genome assembly
CACUUAAGAGUCCGCAUCAGUUGGGGUUUGUUUCAGGGAAUGGAAAUUACAAGAAAUAGAAUUUGGCUCCAUAGUAAAAACCUCGAAAAGCAAGGGAGAGCUGCUAAAAUCGAAGUUCCUCUCUUCUUCCACUCCACCACACCCUCCCCUCUUUGGGAAACCUCUGAGAUUCAGGCGGAUUUGGGUUUAAACAGGCGCCGGAGAGGAAGUGGUUUGGGAGAGAUGUCGGACUUAGACAGGCAAAUAGAGCAGCUGAAGAAGUGUGAGCCCUUGAAAGAGUCCGAAGUCAAGGCUCUUUGCCUCAAAGCCAUGGAAAUCCUCGUUGAAGAGAGUAACGUCCAAAGGGUCGAUGCCCCUGUGACGAUAUGUGGUGACAUCCAUGGGCAGUUUUAUGACAUGAAAGAGCUCUUCAAAGUAGGUGGUGAUUGCCCAAAGACAAAUUACUUGUUUCUUGGAGAUUUUGUUGACAGAGGAUUUUACUCUGUUGAGACCUUUCUGCUUCUAUUAGCCCUCAAGGUGCGAUAUCCAGAUCGAAUAACACUCAUAAGAGGGAACCAUGAAAGUCGUCAAAUCACACAGGUCUAUGGAUUCUAUGAUGAAUGCCUACGUAAAUAUGGCUCUGUGAAUGUUUGGAGAUAUUGCACUGACAUAUUUGAUUACUUAAGCCUUUCAGCUCUCAUUGAGAACAAGAUUUUUAGCGUCCAUGGUGGUCUCUCACCUGCGAUAACAACCUUGGAUCAGAUCCGAACAAUUGAUCGGAAGCAGGAAGUACCUCACGAUGGAGCCAUGUGUGACCUGUUGUGGUCAGAUCCUGAGGACAUUGUAGAUGGUUGGGGCUUGAGUCCCCGUGGUGCUGGUUUCCUUUUUGGUGGGAGUGUUGUCUCUACUUUCAACCAUGCAAACAACAUUGACUAUAUAUGUCGUGCCCAUCAGUUGGUUAUGGAAGGAUACAAGUGGAUGUUCAAUAAUCAGAUAGUUACAGUCUGGUCAGCUCCUAAUUACUGUUACAGAUGUGGUAAUGUUGCUGCCAUUCUUGAGCUGGAUGAGAAUCUUAACAAACAGUUCAGAGUGUUUGAUGCAGCCCCUCAGGAAUCAAGGGGGACUCCUGCGAAGAAGCCUGCACCAGAUUACUUUUUGUGAGAUAGAGAUUCUAUGAUUCCUUUGCUUACCAUUUUGUUCAAUUGAUGAACAAGAGGAUUUACAAUCAUGUGAUGAUGAUAAUCUCCAAUGAUAUCUGGAAACUCAAUCAAUGGCAGCCCUGAAAUGACUGGUGAGAAUCGUUCUUUCGAUUCCUAAUGAGCUAGGAAUUGUGGGCUUGCUUAGGUUGUGUACCUGCAUCUACUAGUGCUUGGUAUUUUGCAUGUAGUGGUAACGUGUGUUACAUCGCAUACUAUUUGAAAUUGAACCCUAUAAUCAUAGGGAGAGGAAGAGAAAGACAAGGGACAUUUUUUUUGAACAAGUACAAUUGGGGGGAUGGGGAAUGGGAUUGCCAAAGCGUAAACCUUGGACUUUUAGAUGCCACCAUGCUUCUCAAAGGAGUUGUAGCUAUUGGGUGACAAUGGUGGUCAGUGAGGACACGGAACAUUGAUCCAUAGGAAUUGGAUGAGGGACAAUGGAAAGGCAAUUUAUUUAAUUCUCAAAUCGUUCUUGUGUGCUUAUUUUUACCAAUAGAGUGGUUCUUUGUGU